CCGCCGCGAGAAUCUCGCGCGAGAUAUUCGAGAUUCGGAAGGAGGACGAGAGAGACGUUCACGUCGUCACCACGAUCCGCAACGACGCGGAGUUUUAUUUCCAUCCGAAUGACGUGACGAACGCCACAUGCAGUUUCGCGCGAUUGUUCCAGAGAUUCUAGGUGAAAUCGAGCGCGGCCAGGUCGAAGAUACUGCCAAGUAUUCGUUUUGUUCGCAAACGGAAUAUCCUCACGCAUUUGAUACUUUCAAAUGGCUAUCACUAGCGCUUCCCGCGCAACGGUAUCGAGAAAGCCGUAACCCCGUGUUGUCACCGCCGGCGCCGCCAUCGCCGCCGUCGCCGGUCUGGUUGGAAGAUGUCAAUGGCGCGAUCCGCGGGAGUCGAUCUAACCUCGAAAGGUUCCGUCGCGUUUACGCCUCCUGCGUUAUAUAUGCCAGUGUGAAAGCACCGCUUCCAGACCACCGACGACGAAGCAUGACCGUCUGCGAGAGACUGCGUAAUCCGUGUGGUUGGCGCGCGGGCGCCAAGCAGAUCUCCGUGGACGCGAUGCUGCCGUUGGUGGUAGUGCCGAUCCUGGCAGUGAUCGCCGCCCAGGCCUUCCUCUGCACAGUCGCCGUGUUCCUGGUUACGCCGGUCUUCGUUUAUUACCUGCAUCACAACUUCCUCAGGUUUCUACUGCGCACCAAGUUCUUCCUCAUGUGGACUAUCACGAGCGUGCUGAUGAUGAUGCUGGUGUUCGAGAUUAGCGUCGUGCCGCUGCUGGAGAUCCUGCCCGAGGAGAAUCUCGUAUUUAUGGUGUGCGUGGUCGGUGGCAUGUGGUGUGGUUACAAGACCAAACUGAACGCGGAUGCCUCGAUACAGGAAAAUGCCGGUGUCGUCGAUGUCCUGGAACUGGGCGACGGUAGCGGUGAACUCUGCGCCACAUGCAGGAGAAGGAUCCCACCCAAGGCUCAUCACUGCCGCUUGUGCCAGACUUGUAUACUCAACAGGGAAUAUCAUUGCAAAUGGCUCGAUUGCUGCGUAGGUUCCAGUAAUUUAAGAUGGUAUGUGAGCUGUUUAUUCUUCUCCGCAAUCGCUUUUAUAUAUGGCUCCAAUUUGACUAUGACUAGUGUCUGUCAUCCUUUUAUACUCAUUGGAACUAUACUCCUACCUGAUGACUGCAGUGACGUAUAUCAUCAAUUAGACAUCGCACUUUGCUUCGUCUCCGCUUUGUACAGCCUCUUUGUGGGAUUAGUGCUCUUUUGUUAUCUUAUAUAUCACCUAUGGUUGCUCUACAUCGGCACGACAUCGAACGAGCGACGAUUGGACAUGAAAAAUCAGUCCGACUAUAGAAUGUUAAAUGUAUCUCAACUGUUCUGCUGCAAAACUUAGGAUUGUUAUCUAUAGAGAUGUGCGAGUAGUUCGAAUUUGAAUCAAAUCGAAUCACAGUAGAUUCUCUCUCUUGAUUUAAUUCGU
Atta colombica is the source of this 1453-nucleotide messenger RNA. It is a transcript of the gene GABPI, whose product is annotated as palmitoyltransferase ZDHHC23. Lineage: Eukaryota; Metazoa; Arthropoda; Insecta; Hymenoptera; Formicidae. Bases 128 to 1369 code for a protein of 413 amino acids. The record is from RefSeq and is a predicted model, not a curated record. Gene Ontology annotation, molecular function: palmitoyltransferase activity. The transcript is spliced from 3 exons.